GAGUUCCAGGAGAUGAAAACUACACACCGGCUGCCUGCAUUGAUGCGGAGACCAGACCCGCGUCGCCCUGUGAAGCGACGGGGGAGUGUCAAGAUUUGCAGGACCUAGCUACGCGGUAUGAGGACGGCAUGCGCAUUGCGAGGGCCUUGGAACUCAACGCGAUCAACGCGAUGCAGGUUGCUCAGGUACUCCUGAAAAGGGUCGACAAGGCCGCUGUGAACCUUACACGGAUGCCAGAGCUGAGCCAUUUUAGUGCUGGUGAGCCGAACGGCCCUGGUGGUGAACCGUGGCCGCUGGAGGAUCAGCUGACUCUGACAGUUCGCGGGCCCCUGGUUAACGGCGAUCAUGGUGUGCAAGAAGACGACAUCGAUGAAGACUACCUCAUCAG
Molecule: messenger RNA, 388 nt
Organism: Symbiodinium sp. CCMP2456
Lineage: Eukaryota; Dinophyceae; Suessiales; Symbiodiniaceae
Source: the annotation of a GenBank genome assembly